This is a messenger RNA of Penicillium alfredii, 1077 nucleotides long. Its product is annotated as inositol-pentakisphosphate 2-kinase. The coding region runs from base 1 to 1077 and encodes 358 amino acids. NCBI's taxonomy places the organism in Eukaryota, Fungi, Ascomycota, Eurotiomycetes, Eurotiales, Aspergillaceae. The transcript is spliced from 2 exons. Gene Ontology annotation, molecular function: ATP binding; inositol-1,3,4,5,6-pentakisphosphate 2-kinase activity. The record is from RefSeq and is a predicted model, not a curated record. Gene Ontology annotation, cellular component: nucleus. Gene Ontology annotation, biological process: inositol phosphate biosynthetic process.
AUGACCAAACCCAGUCUUCUGGAGCUCCCACCGGGAGUUCAGCUCGUCUAUCUCGCUGAGGGCGGAGCCAAUGUGAUUUUCCGCUUUGUCGCAACAGCCCCCAGCAAGCCGACGAGUGGGAUAAAGAAAGACGCCAAGAAUAUUUCAAUCCCCCCACCUAGUACUAUCAAUAGCACCGAGCAUGGCAACUUGCCCGCCCGCUUCCACGGCAAGCUGCUCCGACUGCGCAAAGAGACCGCAGCCGACCUGCCCUACACGGAGAUCGUGCGCAACUUCGACACCAUCAUCCGCCCGCUCUUCCGGCCCGACGAGCUCGUCGAUCAGACACUAGUGCGACUACCCGAGGGGCUCCUGGCGCGUUGCAACGAGCAGCUGCGCGCCAUCGAGCGGAGCGGCGCACGCCCAGCCAAGCGGCAUGGCGCAUCUCUCUGCCUGACCGAGCCGUUCGGUCUCCUCAUCACGGACAUGACGACCGCCGGCGACCCGGGCGCAACGCUCACCGAGCUCAAGCCCAAAUGGCUGAUCCAGUCGCCCUCGGCGCCGGCGACGGCACUCCGGUGCCGGACUUGUGCGCUGAGGGAGAUGAAGAACCAGCGCGCGCGGAGGCGCGGCCAGAACGAGCAGCGGUCCUUCUGUCCCUUGGACCUGGUCUCGGAUCGCUUCGAGAAUGUCCUGCACGCAACGGGCAGGAUCAAGGGGUGCAAAGACCGGACGCGGCUGGCGCGGAUCUUAUACCGGAACCCGACGCUCCUGAAACUGCAGUCACACCAAAAGGCCCGACGAGAUGUUGGCUUGCAUGGUCCGCCGCCGCAGUCGCGGGAGAUGUCGCUGGCCAUGACGCUGCGGGAUUGCACGAUGUUCGUCAAAAUCCCCCAAGAUGAAAAGUCACCCGUGGAAAUCCGCCUCGGCGACCUCGACCUGAAGAUCGGGGCUGGUGGCAAAGCCGAGUACUGGCGAGAUAUGGAGACGCAGCUGAUCAAUCACGGCUGGUAUCGAGGAUGCAACAACCAGACACCGAGCGAGUGCGCCUUGCAGGGUCCGCGUCGACCUAAUCCUAAUCCUAAUGCUUUGACAUGA